Molecule: messenger RNA, 5759 nt
Organism: Pezoporus flaviventris
Lineage: Eukaryota; Metazoa; Chordata; Aves; Psittaciformes; Psittacidae
Product: dedicator of cytokinesis protein 2-like
Exons: 53
Coding region: 166-5619 (1817 amino acids)
Biological process (GO): cell migration; small GTPase-mediated signal transduction
Cellular component (GO): cytoplasm; plasma membrane
Molecular function (GO): guanyl-nucleotide exchange factor activity; small GTPase binding
Source: RefSeq, a predicted model, not a curated record
CCAUCCCCAUCACCCAGCACGGUCCGGGAGGGCCCCGGAGCCCCCCCUCUGUGCGCUGAGGAACCGGAGGUUUGCACAAGCCGGUGAGCCCCACGUGACCCGCGAGCAGCGCGGCGGCAGGAGGAACCCACGGCCGCCCCGCGCCCGGUCUGCACGGCCCCGGCCAUGGCCCCGUGGCUGCCCACCAAGGAGGAGAAGUACGGCGUGGCCGUGUGGAACUUCCCCCGCACGAGCGAGCAUCACCUCGAGCUGCACAUCGGGGAGACGGUGCACAUCCUGCAGGCCUCCGAGGGCUGGUACCGUGGGUACUCGCUCAGGAACCGGGCUGCCUGGGGCAUCUUCCCGGCCUCGCUCAUCCACCUGAAGGGUGCCGUGGUGGAGCGCAGGGGGGCAGAGGAGAGCGUGGUCCCCACCGAGAUGCCCAUGGUGCAGGAGAUCACCACCACGCUGCGGGAGUGGGCCACCAUCUGGAAGCAGCUCUAUGUGGCAGGGCAGAUGGAGCGGUACGGUCGUGUGAGGCAGAUGAUGUGUGAGCUGAUGGAGCGGCGCUCGCAGCUGCUGUCUGGGACGCUGCCCAAGGACGAGCUCCUGCAGCUCAAGAAGGAGGUGACCGGCAAGAUUGACUACGGCAACAAGAUCCUCGCGCUGGAUCUGGUGGUGCGGGAUGAGGAUGAAAACAUCCUGGACCCCGACAGGACCAGUGUCAUCAGCCUGUUCCAGGCGCACAAGAAGGCUGCACAGACCGUCACGCAGCGCAUCCAUGAGGAGAUGAGCCCGCAGCAGAGCCCGCUGGGCUGCGGUGCCCGCCCGGCAGCGUCCCCCUGUCACAGCCUCUACCUCUGCGUGCGCAACUUCGUGUGCAGCAUCGGGGAGGAGGCGCAGCUGCUGCUGGCGCUCUACGACCCGGUCCAGCAGCGCCUCGUCAGUGAGAACUAUGUGAUCCGCUGGGCCAGCACCGGGGUGCCCCAGGACAUUGAGCUGCUCAACAACCUCAGGGUCAUCUUCACGGACCUGGGCAGUAAGGACCUGCAGCGGGAGAGGCUGCUCCUGGUGUGCCAGAUCAUCCGGGUGGGACGCAUGGACCUGCGGGAGAGCCACAGCUGCAAGCUCAGCACCGGCCUCCGCCGCCCCUUCGGCAUCUCAGUGAUGGACAUCACGGACAUCACCAGGGGGAAGAGCGAGAGCGACGAGGACAAGCAGCACUUCAUCCCCGUGCACUUGGCCACUGCUGACAACGAUUUUCUUCACAACAUGAUCAGGAAAGCGGUGGAGGGGAAGGACAUCAACCACAAGGGACAAGGGUUCUGGGUGUCGCUGAAGGUGCUGUGGGGGGACGUGGGCCACGUGCGGAAGCAGCACCCGCACCUCGUGGACCGCAGCACGGUGCUGGCGCGCAAGCUGGGCUACCCCGAGGUCAUCAUGCCAGGAGACGUCCGGAACGACAUCUACGUGACACUGGUGCAGGGUGAGUUCGACAAGGGCAGCAAGAAGACACAGAAGAACGUGGAGGUGACGGUGUGCGUGUGCGACGAGGACGGACACGUGCUGCAGAACAUGAUCUACCCUGGCGCAGGGGUCGGGCCGACCAGCGAGUACCGCUCUGUGGUCUACUACCAGCAGCGGCACCAGCGCUGGAUGGAGACGGUGAAGAUUGCUGUUCCCAUUGAGGACGUCCACAAAACCCACCUGAGAUUCACCUUCCGGCACCGCUCCUCCAGUGACUCCAAGGACAAAAGUGAGCGGAUCUUCUCCAUGGCCUUCGUGAAGCUGGUACAAGCAGACGGCACCACACUGCACGAUGGGGAGCACGACCUGAUCCUGUACAAGGGGGACAGCAGGAAGCUGGAGGAUGCCAGCGCGUACCUGGCCCUGCCCUCUUUGCGGAGCCCGUCUGAGCCCAGGCUCCUCUCCAGCUCCUCUUUCCGUGUGAGCAGCGGCACGUCCGGCCUGACCGUGUCUGCCCGGGACAGCUUCCAGAUCUCCACAGUCAUCUGCUCCACCAAACUGACCCAGAACGUCAAUCUCCUGGGGCUGCUCAAGUGGCGCUCCAAACCCAGCCUCCUCUCCGAGAACCUCCAGAAGCUGAUGUCCGUGGAUGGAGGGGAGGUCAUCAAGUUCCUGCAGGACACGCUGGAUGCCUUGUUCUCCAUCAUGAUGGAGCACUCGGACACAGAUGUCUAUGACACACUUGUCUUUGACGCACUGGUCUUCAUCGUGGGGCUGGUGGCUGACAGGAAGUUCCAGCACUUCAACACCAUCCUGGAGACCUACAUCCGCAAGCACUUCAGUGCCACGCUCGCGUACAAGAAGCUGCUGUCGGUGCUGACGCAGUACGUGGAGCGGGUGAGCCGGGGCGAGCCCUGUGACCUGCUCCUGCGCACCUUCAAGGCCUUGGAGUACGUCUUCAAGUUCAUUGUCCGCUCUCGGCACCUCUUUGCCCAGCUCUACGAGGGGAAGGAGGCUGCCGAGUUCCAGCGCUCACUGCAGAGGUUCUUCCUGUCCCUGAACCAGCUGAUGCAGUCCCCGCUGGAGGGCCCCACGCUGCUCUCCCAGGGAGCGGCCCUGAAGUUCCUGCCCUCCAUUCUCGAGGACGUGUGUGGGAUCCUCGACUCCUCCGUGCUGGGGGCGCUGCUGCGGGACUUCAUUGGGAACGUGCCACCGCAGCGGCUGCUGAGGCACAAGCUGCAUUCCCUGAGCGGCAUCGUCCACAGCAAAGCCUUCCAGUCCUACGGUUGCCGGGAGCUGCUGCUGCAGGUGGCCGUGCCGCUGCUGCAGGACCUGGUGGCAAAGGGGGAGGAGGAGGAGGCCUGCAUCGAGCUGCUCAGCAGCAUCCUGGAGGUGCUGUACGAGGCCCAGAAGAGAGCGGAGGAGCUGGAGACGCAACCCAGCACAGGCAAGGAGCGGCAUCAGGAGCUGGUGCGGGUGAAGCAGCACGUCCGGCUGGUCCUGGAGCGCCUCCUGCACCCCGUCACCCGCAGGGUGAUCGUCCUGGACCGGGAGAGCUCCCUGCGGAGUCACUAUGUGGCCUGCAUGGCUGCCAUCCUGAGCCAGAUGGACAUGGAACAUUACAGAUCUUACAUCAAGGCAUUCCCCUCCCGGGCCGAGCUGAUGGAUUUCCUCAUGGAGACCUUCAUCCUCUUCAAGGACCUGAUUGGCAAGGCAGUGUACCCGUGCGACUGGAUGGUGAUGAGCAUGGUGCAGAAUCGGGAGUUCCUGCGCACCAUCAACCAGUUUGCCUCCACCUUGACCGAGAUGUUCCUGAGCGAGAACAGCUUCGAGCUACAGCUUUGGAACAAUUACUUCCACUUGGCCGUGGCUUUCCUGACCCAAGACUCGCUGCAGCUCGAGAACUUCUCCCAGGCCAAGCGCAGCAGCAUCCUGGCCAAGUACGGGGACAUGAGAGCCACCAUUGGAGCGUCCAUUCGGGACAUGUGGUACAACCUCGGCCCCCGCAAGAUUGAGUUCAUCCCGGGCAUGGUGGGCCCCAUCCUGGAGAUGACGCUGGUGCCGGAGCCAGAGCUGCGCAAGGCCACCAUCCCCAUCUUCUUUGACAUGAUGCUCUGCGAGUACCAGCUCACCCGCAGCUUUGCCCGGUUUGAGGAUGAGAUCCUGCGGCAGUUGGACACUGAGGUGGAGGGCGGCCGCGGGGAUGAGCAGUACAAGCAGCUCUUUGAGAGCAUCCUGCUGAGCUGCUGCCAGGCGCACCCCGAACUGGCCGAGCCCGGGCAGAGCUUCGUGGCGCUGGUGACGGGGCUCCUGGAGCGGCUCCUCGACUACCGGGCCGUGAGGAACGACGAGAACAAAACCUACAGCAUGAGCUGCACUGUUAACCUGCUGAACUUCUACAAGGAGAUCGGCCGCCAGGCCAUGUACAUCAGGUACCUGUACAAGCUGCGGGACCUGCACGUCAGCUACGAGAACUACACGGAGGGCGCCUACACGCUGCUGCUGCACGCGCGGCUGCUCAAGUGGUCGGACGAGGCGAGCACGGCGCCGGUGCAGGGCGCGCACGGGCCCGCGCUGCGCACCCAGCGCCAGCUCAAGGAGGCGCUUUACAACCAGAUCAUCCGCUACUUCGACCAGGGCAAGAUGUGGGAAGAGGCCAUCCACAUCUGCAAGGAGCUGGCGGAGCAGUACGAGAGCGAGGUCUUUGACUACGAGCUGCUGAGUGACAUCCUGCAGCAGGAAGCCCGCUUCUAUGAGAAGAUCCUGAAGGUGCUGCGGCCCAGCCCGGAUUACUUUGCCGUGGGCUACUACGGGCAGGGCUUCCCCCCGUUCCUGCGGAACAAGGUCUUCAUCUAUCGGGGCAAGGAGUAUGAGCGCCGGGAGGACUUCGAGCUGCAGCUGCUGAGCCCCUUCCCCAGCGCUGAGAGGCUCAAGAGCACGAGUCCCCCUGGGCAGGACAUCACUGGCUCCCCAGGACAGUACAUCCAGUGUUUCACCGUGCAGCCGGCAGAGGAAGCCAGGGGCCGGUUCAAGGACCGGAGCAUCCCGGAGCAGAUCACCAAUUUCUACAGAGCCAACCAUGUCCAGAGGUUCAGCUACUCGCGACCCUUCAAGAAAGGCCCAAAGGACCCAGACAAUGAAUUUGCAAACAUGUGGAUCGAGCGGACAACCUUCCUGACAGCCUAUCCCCUGCCUGGCAUCCUCCGCUGGUUCGCGGUGACCUCCACCACCACGACCAUCAUCUCCCCCCUGGAAAACGCCAUCGAGACCAUGAUGAAAACCAAUGAGAAGAUCAUGAGCGAGAUCAACCGGCACCAGCAGGACCCCAGCUUGCCCAUCAACCCUCUCUCCAUGCUGCUCAGCGGCAUUGUGGACCCUGCUGUCAUGGGGGGCUUCGCCAAGUACGAGAUGGCCUUUUUCCAGGAGUCCUACCUGCGGGAGCACCCCGAGGACGAGGAGAACAUCGAGAAGCUGAAGGACCUGAUCGCCUGGCAGGUGCCGCUGCUGGCGGAGGGGAUCCGGCUCCACGGGCAGAAGGUGACAGAGGACCUGCGGCCGUUCCACGAGCGCAUGGAGCAGUGCUUCGGGCAGCUGCGGGCCAAGGUGGAGAGCCAGUACGGGCUGCGGGAGAUGGUCUGGUUCGAGGACCAGCGCCCCGGACGCCCCCGGUCCAUGGCCUGGGUCCCCGACUGGAACCGGCUGAACCACUGUGGAGACAGCACGGAGACGCCCCCAGUCCCAAAACCCACCGAGAGUGAGGAGCGCAGGACCGAGUGCAGGGAAAACCGCUCCAGCACCUUCUUUGGGCACCGGCGGCAGGACCUGUGCCAGUCCAUCUCGGAGCUGCCGGAGCCCAAGGACGAGAAGCGGAGACUCUCCCACGUGAGCGAGAGCAGCUCCGCCGGGAAGCAGCCGGGGCCAAGCCGCGCCGGUGCCCAGCUGAGCCCCACAGGGCCGUCCCCGUCACCCACCGGCUUCGGGGGCCGCGUGAAGAGCGCCAGCAGAGCCCCGCCGCUGCCGCGCAGGAUCAGCUCCGCCGUGUACGAGACCUUCCUGGAGCUCAGCGACGCCGCCGGAGGGAAGGUGACCCCAUCAACCCCGGCGGACGGAAACAAAGGCCCGAAGUCGCCGCCGCUGCCGUCCCCCAGGUUCAAGCGCCUCUCACAGCUCUGAGCCCGAGCCCGAACCCGCAGCAGCCCCAUCUGCCAGGGAUGGAAAACCUCGCCGUGAUCCCGCUCCCGCUGUGCCAACGGCCCUGUUCCAUCCCUGCCCGCUGGACCCCCACUUGCACCCUGCAGAGCCCAGGAGCUCCC